Clonostachys rhizophaga is the source of this 759-nucleotide messenger RNA. Lineage: Eukaryota; Fungi; Ascomycota; Sordariomycetes; Hypocreales; Bionectriaceae. The record is from the annotation of a GenBank genome assembly.
AUGACUGGCUCGCGCAAAAUCACUGAUUACAAGGCCCUCACCUUUGACUGCUUCGGCACCCUCGUCGACUGGGAGUCUGGCAUCUACAACAUGUUCCAGCCCCUGCGCAAGCAGCUCCCCGCAUCGCACCCCAACCACGAGGACCGGGUCUACUUCCUCAAGUCCUUCAUCAAGAACGAGGGCAUCGUCGAGCACGCGAAUCCCACCGCGCUGUACCCCGACGUCCUCGCCGACACCUACCGCGCCGUCGCCCGGGAGCUGGACCUCGACCCCAAGGACGACGACGCCAUCGCCUUCGGCGGCGCCGUGGGGGACUGGCCCGUCUUCCCGGACACGCAGGAGGCCCUCAAGCGCCUGCAGCGGCACUUCAAGCUCGUCAUCCUCUCCAACGUGGACAAGGCCUCCUUCGGCCGCGCCCUCACCAACCAGCUGCCCGAGAUCCAGUUCGACGCCAUCUAUACGGCGCAGGAGAUCGGCACUUACAAGCCCGACCCCAACAACUUCCGCUACCUCGUCGACCACUGCGGCAGCGAGCUGGGCGUGCAGGCCGACGGCAUCAUCCACACUGCCUACGCCAUCCCGCACGACCUCGUUCCCGCGCACAAGGCGGGCCUGGCGACGUGCUGGAUCGAGCGCGGCGUCGAGUUCCCCGCCGUGUGCGGGGGGGCCGACAACAAGGAGGCGUAUGCGCACGAGUCCGGCUGGGCGUGGCAAUUCAAGACGAUGAAGGACAUGGCCGACUACGUGGACUCUCUGUGA